CCAGUUAGUAUUUCUGAAACAACGUCGCCAAUAUGCAGCUGACAUACUUUCUCUUCCAAGUGGCAGUCGCCCUACUGGCGAUCGUGACCUAUAUACUCCAUCGCAAACUAACGUAUUUUAAGAGGCGUGGCAUUCCGUAUGAUAAACCCCAUCCUCUCAGAGGAAAUAUGGAGGGAUAUAAGAAAACGAGGACCGUUCACGAAAUCCACCAGGAAUACUACAACAAAUAUCGAAAUAGCAAGGCUCCUUUUGUGGGAUUCUAUCUGUUUCAGAAGCCCGCCGCAUUUGUUAUAGAUCUGGAGCUGGCCAAGCAAAUACUGAUCAAGAACUUUUCCAAUUUCACCGACAAGGGAAUAUACUACAACGAGAAAGAUGAUCCCAUGUCAGCGCAUCUCUUUAAUUUGGAUGGACCCCAGUGGCGUUUGCUUAGGAGCAAACUAUCCUCGACAUUCACGUCGGGCAAAAUGAAGUUCAUGUAUCCGACGGUUGUGUCCGUGGCUGAGGAAUUUAUGGCUGUGAUGCACGAGAAGGUAUCGGAAAACUCCAUAUUGGACGUUCGGGAUCUGGUGGCCAGGUUCACAGUGGAUGUCAUCGGAACCUGUGCCUUUGGCAUCAAAUGUAAUAGUCUGCGAGAUGAGAAGGCCGAGUUUUUGCACUUUGGCAGGCGGGCUUUGCUGGAUUCUCGUCAUGGUAAUCUAGUAAGUGGCCUCAUGCGCAGCUAUCCCAAUUUGGCCAGGCGACUGGGCCUUUGCCGAAACACGGCUCAAAUUCAGGAGUUCUAUCAAAGAAUAGUUAAAGAGACUGUCACUUUGCGAGAAAAGGAGAAUAUAAAACGGAAUGAUUUCAUGGAUAUGCUAAUCGGCUUGAAAAACCAGAAGAAUAUGACUCUUGAAAAUGGGGAGGUUGUUAAGGGCCUAACCAUGGAUGAGAUCGUUGCCCAAGCUUUUGUGUUCUUCAUCGCUGGCUUUGAUACCUCAUCCUCCACCAUGGGAUUUGCCCUCUACGAGCUGGCCAAGAAUCCGAGUAUCCAGGAUAAGGUGAGAGCUGAGUUGGGGCAGGUUCUGGAGCAACACGAUCAAAAGUUUACCUACGAGUGCAUCAAGGAUCUAAAGUACCUCGACCAAGUUAUAAAUGAAACUCUACGCCAUUAUACCAUUGUACCGAAUGUGGAUCGAGUGGCCGCCAAACGUUUUGUGGUUCCGGGCAAUCCCAAAUUUGUCAUCGAGGCUGGACAGUCGGUCAUUAUUCCAUCAUCGGCCAUACAUCACGAUCCCAGUAUUUAUCCCGAACCCAAUGAGUUUCGACCGGAGAGGUUUUCUCCAGAAGAAUCCGCCAAACGUCCCUCGGUUGCCUGGCUUCCCUUCGGAGAAGGUCCUCGCAACUGCAUUGGACUGAGAUUUGGACAGAUGCAGGCUCGUAUUGGACUAGCCAUGCUCAUUAAGAACUUCACAUUCUCCCCAUGCUCAGCGACACCAGAUCCCUUGACCUUCGAUCCUCAUUCCGCCAUUUUACUCGGAAUUAAAGGCGGAAUUCAGUUGAAGGUGGAGGCAAUCUAAAAACGACAAACUUUCCUCACAUACAUUUUAAAACUAAUAAUCUACCUACUAACUAAUCCCAACAGCUGGCUCAUUAUUAUUAGGUUCUCCUUGGCCAAUUCCAUUUUGCCAAAUAUCUAUAGAUUCAACUAUUCAUGGGAGUGUACCAUAAUGAAGCGACCCGUUUGGCAUUGCAUAUGCUGAUAGCAUUUUUAUCCUUAUUGCUGGGCUCAGCGUUUACCAAUUACCGGCAGAACGACAGGACUCCAAACCACUCCGCUCCACACCCAUUUGCCUUUAGCUUUAGCUCAGGCCCGCAUGUAUUAAUUCUAAUUAAAUUUGUUAUUCAAAACGAAGCUCGGGCACGUCCUUGCUAGCCAUUUUGCAAGUGUUAACCUUUUUCCCGGCCUCCUUCCGCUGUCCAGGACCACGUUAAGCCUUCGAAAAUGGACCAGCCGUCGGAUUGGCGACGAUUUGCACGCCAAACGGAGAAUGGCGAAUGGAGAAUGGUGGCUGUAGGAGGCGGGGCAUCAACCUUGACAUUUUUGCUGCCAGCUUCUGUUUUCAUUACACUAAUGAAGUCAUGCGCCACGGUGCGGUAUGUAGGCAUACACAUUUGCGAUAUGGCAUGGCUUGCUAGCAGCUUUUGGGUUCAGACCCAGAUCCAAAUCCACAGCCAAAACGACCGGCAGACACAUAAAAAGGUGUACUACUCGUGUGAGUUGGCCGGCAUUUGUGUGCCUACGCCCGCUUUUAGCAAUGGCAGCCGCGCCUCAUUACCCCAUUUUAUUGUGCCCAGAGUGAGUGAUGCCCAGGCAGUCUUAACACUGUCAAAGCCCUACGCCCUGGCACAUAAUUAAUGCAAAAUGCAAACGUAUAUUCAUGGCGGCUCCAUGCUCAUGGCACUCGCAUAACGCAUACGCCGUGUGGCCAUAAAGCGCUUUAAAGGCUUAAGAUUCGAGUUCGACGGCAGCACAAGUACAAAGGUAUUUUAAAUAUAUUUAAUUGCUAUAGCAGUUAUUACAAUUUACACAUAGCUUGAAGAGAAGUAUAAAAGCAAUGCAUAUUAACCCAAUAAGCCAAGUCCGUAAAUAAGGUUUAUAAAGAUUCAGUUUUCUUUAAGAUUUUAUAACCAGUUUUCCCGCAACUUUUGCCCUGUUUUCAAGGCCUAUGAUAAAGGUAAAGCUUUAAUACUUUGAACUUCACUAACUGCACAAGUCAAGUGAGCUGGCAGCGCUAAAUUGUAAGACGACAGAAAUAUUUCAACAGGAAUUUACGACGCGAGCACACUAAAUGCUCAUUUAGUUUGCACUUUUAUUUAGAAACUUCUUUUGCACGUUUGCCAAAUUGUCUGCGGUGGCCAAAAGCCGCCAACAAAAAGGCUGAGAGGCAGCAUCAGCACAACAACAACGGCAAUUGUGUGUCUGUGUGUAUGUGUUGGCCAAGUGCAAUAAUAAUGAAGGUAGGAGGCGUAAAUUUCGCUUUGGCUGCAGGGCAAGAGAAAUGGUCUGACUGCAACGAACUGGGCACCCCAUGGUGGCACUGGGAUCUGGAUCCUGCGGCUGCUGAACACCACCCGAACAGCCAGCUAAACAGCAGCCCACAGAACCCACUCACCUGUACAGGUGAGCCAUGUUGUCAGCGGAAGGUAGCUACAAAUUCUCGUUGCAAAAGCUUUUAGUGAAUUUAUGGCAAGGAAAUUCCUUUCGCUUCUGCUCGAAAAAGCAGGCUGCACUGCUGGUCGGUCGUUUGUUUAUGUCUUGGUCCUCAGAUCCAGACUCAAAACUCCCAAUUUCAAGCUCCCAACUCCCAUCUUCCAACUCCAAGCUGUAAACUGCAAAGUGGAGGAUUGGACGGCGGCUCCAUAACACUUGGCAUGUGUAGUACAAACGGCUUUAUAAACUUCGCAUUCGGGCCAUAAUGCACUCACAAUUUAGCCAGCUUAGAUUCGCACUCGUAGGGCCUCACAAGUGCCUAAUGAGCCCCAACAAAGGCGUUCUGCGCAAUUUUCGCAAUUGAAAGCCAAAACUUUGGCAUUUCGGCAUGGCAAGGCCAACACACAGGCGGCACGCACAAUUAAUUUGCAAGCAGCUCACUCACUUACCCAUCUCUGUGGAAAACAAUUUGCCAUAUGCAUUUCCACAAAUUUGCGAGACUUCUUUGCCGAGCUGCUUUCACUUUUUUUUUUCUCUGCCAGCUGUACACGUAUCAAUUACCUGGCCAUGUUAUGCAAAUUGCCAACAACCUUGAAGUGUUGAACUCCGCCCCACGCCCACCCCUUUUCCCUUUUCUCAACUGGCUGUCUGCAUCCUGUUUUAUUUCUCCUUGGCCAAAAGUUGAUUCAAGUUUAUUCAAAAACAAAUUUAACUUUUAAGUCAUCAGCGAGCAGCGGUGAAAAGUGGAAGAUAUGGCCCCAAGGCAACUGCCAUAUGCUGCAGUCCUAGGUGAUUCAUACACCGAGAGAAAUAGGAAAGUUAUUCAGUAAAAGAAGCUGACAAGUUUCAGUACAUUGAUUUUGGAUGAACUGAAGAAAAGUAUCAAAUUUUUACUAUGAUCAGGCUCCUAGACUAAAGGACAUACGUUUGAAGAGAAAGCUCGACAUUUUCAAUUUAUUUGUGGCCAUUUAUUAAAUAUGC
Molecule: messenger RNA, 4171 nt
Organism: Drosophila melanogaster (fruit fly)
Lineage: Eukaryota; Metazoa; Arthropoda; Insecta; Diptera; Drosophilidae
Gene: Cyp6a18
Product: cytochrome P450 6a18
Exons: 2
Coding region: 33-1556 (507 amino acids)
Cellular component (GO): endoplasmic reticulum membrane
Molecular function (GO): iron ion binding; oxidoreductase activity, acting on paired donors, with incorporation or reduction of molecular oxygen; monooxygenase activity
Source: RefSeq, marked reviewed